Clunio marinus is the source of this 234-nucleotide messenger RNA. The record is from the annotation of a GenBank genome assembly. Lineage: Eukaryota; Metazoa; Arthropoda; Insecta; Diptera; Chironomidae.
AUGAGCUGCAAUAAGGCGAGACAGUUUUCGGGAUUUAAUGUUGAGCGAGCGAAGAGUGGCACUAAACUGACGGGAAAACUGCGAUCGGCGAUCGAGGCGAGCAUGGAGAUAAUCAAAAUAUUUACAUCACAUCUUAUGCAUGGAGAUAAUCAAAAUAUUUACAUCACAUCUUAUGUAUUACUGACUAAUAUCCAGACAAUUCCAUUACAUACACUUGCCCUCUACUGUCUCUAA